AUGUCGAUAGGAUCAAUGAUGGCUCAGAUUGACCAAAUUGAUGGAGAAGAACAUGCAAUCUACUACUUAAGCAGGAAAUUGCAAGAGUACGAAACCCGCUAUACUCCAAUGGAGAAGACCUGUACCUCUUUAGUCUGGGUGACUAAAAGAUUGAGACAUUACAUGAUCUCACAUCCUAUCAAGCUUGUUUCAAGGAUGGAUCCAAUCAAAUAUCUUUUUGAGAAGCCAGCAUUGACUAGAAGGAUGGCCAGAUGGCUAUUGUUACUGUCAGAAUUUGACAUAACUCAACUACCAGAAGGAGAAUGGAUGAGAUCUAGAUAUGAAGCACUCAAUCUCUUGGAUGAAAAGAGAAUGAAAGCUAUGGAUAACCUCCAGAAAUAUCAGCAAAGGAUGGCUAGAGCAUUCAACAAAGGGGUAGUGAAAAUCUUCAGCAACAACAGAGCUGAAGAAGAAGGUCGGGUUCAAUGCAGAAAGAAUGCAUAUCUCUUUUGUAUGAUUGGGAAAUACCUCUUGACAACUGCAGGAAAAGACAUGUCUCCAAUGAUUGCAGAAGUUGUUAAGUAA
Messenger RNA from Telopea speciosissima, 564 nucleotides. RefSeq lists its product as uncharacterized. The record is from RefSeq and is a predicted model, not a curated record. Lineage: Eukaryota; Viridiplantae; Streptophyta; Magnoliopsida; Proteales; Proteaceae. The transcript is spliced from 3 exons. Bases 1 to 564 code for a protein of 187 amino acids.